AUGCAGCAGAGGCCCACUGGCAAGGCUUACGUGCGCUUCAAAAGUCAUUCGGAGGCUCUGAAAGCGCUGGAGGCAAUUGCCGGGGUUUCUGGUGCAGAUGGAGUGUCGAAGGCUUCGUGGUCUGAGUCCGAGAGGGCUCUGAGAGGCACACGUGGGGCCUACGGCUUGAACAUGCUACAGCACCUGCAAGGGGCAGGGGGAGGCAGACUGCAGGAGAUAUGCCAGGCCGCUGGCGCAAGCUCCUUAUAUGUGGAGCUUCUCGAUCCCGUCCUUGGCACGCUGGGAAGCCAGCACGUUCUCUUCGCGGUGCGAUGUGCAGAGUCUUUGCAGGCAGAAGAAUGCUGGAAGCUCCUGGCUGACGCCCUCGCCCGCGUGCAUGAAGCCCACGUGUCAGAGGUGCGAGGUAGCCUCGUCCUACGUGGAUUUCCGUCGUCCUGGUCAGAGAAAGGUCUCAAGUUCGUGUUUGCACCUUUUGGUGGACUUUCGUCCGUCUUCAUCGAAGACGAGGAAAAGGACACCAUUGCAACGACCGUGUCGGGUGAGGUGCGAUCCUCAGGGCGACUUGCAUAUGUGAAGCUCCGAAACAACCAAGCCAUGGACAAGGCCGUUACAAACUUGCACCAAACAAAGGUUGGCGACGGGGACCUGGUUGAGGAGUGCAUUGUGGCGUGCCACCGCUGGCACAGCAGCUCCUGGUCGGAUGGCAGCUUCCAGGUCAGCAUUUUCGUUGACCAGUUGGCGUUGAGCCGAAGACCCUCAGAGGUAGCACCUGGACCCGAAGAUCGAGAGCUGUAUGUCCGGAAUCUGCCACUGCAUGAUAUGACCAGACAGCAGCUGCAAGAAUACUUCGAGGGCUUCGGCGAAGUGGAUGUUUUGCAUCUCAUCUCCGAUCCGUUCGCUGUGGAACCCUUAAACGAGGGGUAUGUAAGAUUCAAGCACCAUCGUGAUGCCCUCCGGUGCAUCGAAGCGCUGACACCUGCGGACCCCGAGGAGGCAGAUCCUACGGAUCUUGCAGGCACAUGGUCCGAGUCGGAACGUGUCUUGCAGCGCAAGAACAACUGCUACAGGUUCAACCUCGUGUCAGAAUUGGUCGGGGCUGACGGAUCUGGACUGGAGAAGAUGAAGGCCGAAGCCAGGCUGAAGGGUCUUUGGAUCCUGGGCGACAGCCUUCAGCUCAAGGACCGCACAGCUCCACAAGCUUCCGGCAGGCAACUUCACUUUGUUGGUCGGUGUUCGGAGGAGGCGGAUGUUCGAUUCUUCCGCGAUGUGCUGGAGCGGGAAAUCGAGGUAAUACACAAGAAAAUUUCAUCGCGCCGCGAGAAGCGCAGGCGCAAG
Symbiodinium necroappetens is the source of this 1335-nucleotide messenger RNA. The record is from the annotation of a GenBank genome assembly. Lineage: Eukaryota; Dinophyceae; Suessiales; Symbiodiniaceae.